Messenger RNA from Colletotrichum chrysophilum, 1044 nucleotides. RefSeq lists its product as uncharacterized. The record is from RefSeq and is a predicted model, not a curated record. The coding region runs from base 1 to 1044 and encodes 347 amino acids. Lineage: Eukaryota; Fungi; Ascomycota; Sordariomycetes; Glomerellales; Glomerellaceae. The transcript has a single exon.
AUGGAGCACGUCCAGCGGACCAUGAGCAGUCUCCUCGAGCGCGAGAAGGCGCGAGAGAGGCAGGCUAUGGAAGCUGCGCAGCGUGAGAGGGACAUUGCCGUCCUCAGCAGGGAGAUGGACAGGAAGAUGAAGCUUGGGUUCGGGGAGAUCCGGAACGAGCUGUUCCAGAACGACAUGAAUUCUGAACCAGGGCCGCCGCGGUCAGAGUAUGUGAUGCGAAUGUACUCGACACCUGCGCGGUCUGUCGAUGACCGGACGUACUGGGCCGGCAGACCCGGCGCGCCGCCGCCCGAUCUCAACCAGUUAGAGAUGGACCAGCUGUGGGAGGGCAGGCGACAGCUCGAUCCUGAGUACGCGAACCGGAUCCAAGGCCGGCAAGAUCCCAGGCUGGAAUUCGACAGACGGUCCUCGUUCAGCUCCCGGCUCGACCCGGAGCAGAUGCAGAGAGCCAUCCAGGCCGGCGUGGAGGUUGCCCUGAGCGAGCUGGAUAACAGCUACGGCGCUCCCAGUCCUCUCUCGCAACGGCCUGCCUCGACUGUCUACGGAACGAGCCCGACCGCCCGACGGCAUUCGCAGCAGAUGUGGCCUAACGGAAUGUACAGAGCCGAGACGAUGGAGCCGCGGGGCAGCCCCUUUGCGCCCCCGUCGCCCGUCGAACAGCGCAGAGCCUUCGACAGGCACGCGGCGGACAACCCGCAGACGGAAGCGGAAUGGGUCGGCCGCCCGCGUCCGCGGCGGAGAACCGAAGGGAUGAACAUCACCGUCCAGCGGAGCGGCGCGCCGGGGCGGUCCGCCUCCCACAGAGACAAGCCGCGGUCCAGACCGGAAAUACAGAUGAGCGGGGGACGGGGUCCGACGUACCAAGAUGUGGGCGCAUCCACCGCCAUUGUUCGAAGAAUACCAGCUGAUCAAGUUGGGCCUAGAAGAUUGUAUCCUAACGGGUACCGAGAACCGUAUUUUGAGGAGGACACGGACUCGGACGAGUCGAAUGCGCAGACGCUGGCCAGGUAUCCGCCGCCGCCAGUGCCUGACCCCCCCAGGUGA